Molecule: messenger RNA, 1402 nt
Organism: Paramacrobiotus metropolitanus
Lineage: Eukaryota; Metazoa; Tardigrada; Eutardigrada; Parachela; Macrobiotidae
Exons: 2
Coding region: 391-1113 (240 amino acids)
Source: RefSeq, a predicted model, not a curated record
UUACGUACUACCUAGCAGGUGUUCAACGGAAUCAUACAGCGGAAUCAACUCCAGGAAUCCCAACUUUUUAUUUAGCUCCCGAUUACCUCUAAGAAAUACCUGUCUUGGCAUUUUCUUGAAUAAUUUUAGAUUCGUACCGGAUUUGUUAGGUGGUGGCUUGUGGAUAGUGGCGCAGCAAGUCAAACCACAGAAAGAAGACGGGCACAGCGUCAGGCUGUCAUCAGUAGUCUCUACCCUAGGCAGUCUGAAACUGGCGUUUAUCCAAUCGCUCAGAAACGAGCAGUUUUCAACUCGCAGGCUAGAGAAGCUGUGUUCUCUGUAGGAAGUAAAAAUUUCUUCCGUGAAACUUAACCUGUUACUCCCUUUUUAUUAGUUGUUUAUUUGGUAACCAUGAUGCCGGAAAUGACCGCGACAUCCUGUCCCAGUCCCACUCGUUUGUGGAACCGCGUCCCCGUUAUGGUUUUCGGGAUCAUCCAGAUCGUUGGUGCAGUGGCGCUGAUGCUGAACGACAUUAUCGGGUUUAUCGUACUCCCACAUCACGAAAACUCCAUCUCCUGUCAUGCUGAUGACUACUCCCGAACUUUGAUCACCGUUCGCCGCUAUGGAUCCAUAGUGUAUACCCUCAUGGGCUCCGUGUUCUGCGUCGUGGGAAUGUUCUUCACCAUCACCGGCAUCCUGGGCAUCAAGGCCGGCCAGCGACUGCCACCGGGUGCUCCCCCGUCAUCGCGACGCCGCCUUCUGGUCUCCUGUGCCGUGAUGAGCAUCUUGGGAGCGAUGGGCGGUGGGCCGUUGAUCGCGGGAUCCGUGAUCAAUCUGGGACCGUCUGUCCAGUUCGGUCUGCAUAUCGUCAUGUUUGUGGCCAACGUGGGGCAGGCCAUUGCGGCCGGAAUCAAUCUGUGCAAGAUGCGGCCCAAGACCCUGAAGAUGGCGCAGAUCGUCUUCCCGCCGCCCGGCGCUUAUCCCGGGGCGCAGGCUCUUGUUUGCGAUCACGACGGACAGCCCAUGUACUUCGUGCCGACGCAGCCCACUGGGCCGACAGCGCCGCCGCAGCAGCAGGGAACCGAUGUGGGACAGCCGCUCAUCAAGCAGAACAAUAUCUACCAGACAGCUUAGGCGGCGUUUGUGUUGUCACGAAUUGAUUCCUUUUCUGUUAUGAGUUGUUGUAGCUUAUCAUACGGAUGGAAAUUGUACCUGGGUUAUUGUUGUGUUUUUCUUGCGAUAACUCAUCCUCACAAAUCAGGGAGAUUAAUCACUGACUGUUUUCUUAUACGGCUUUUCGACUUUUUCUUUUUUCUCGUAAUUCUUUGGUUGGCUGCUGAUAGUCAAGCUUAAGUGCUUAAUCAGUGGUAAAUUAGUUGGUAGCGCUGCUUUGAUAGAGACGUUGAUAGAGACGGCAAUGACU